AUGGGGGCAGGUGCCGCCGGCUGCGCCAUGGACCGGCCGCGCCUGCUGCUGCUGCUGCUGGGGGUGUCCUUCGGAGGCGCCCAGGAGGCGUGCCCCACCGGCCUGUACACCCACGGCGGCGAGUGCUGCAGAGCCUGCAACCUGGGGGAGGGCGUGGCCCAGCCGUGUGGGGCCAACCAGACCGUGUGUGAGCCCUGCCUGGACAGCGUGACGUUCUCGGACGUGGUGAGCGCCACGGAGCCCUGCAAGCCGUGCACGGAGUGCGUGGGGCUGCAGAGCAUGUCGGCGCCCUGCGUGGAGGCGGACGACGCCGUGUGCCGCUGCGCCUACGGCUACUACCAGGACGAGGGCACGGGCCGCUGCGAGGCGUGCCGCGUGUGCGAGGCGGGCUGGGGCCUCGUGUACUCCUGCCAGGACAAGCAGAACACCGUGUGCGAGGAGUGCCCCGACGGCACCUACUCCGACGAGGCCAACCACGUGGACCCGUGCCUGCCCUGCACCGUGUGCGAGGACACCGAGCGCCAGCUGCGCGAGUGCACGCGCUGGGCGGACGCCGAGUGCGAGGAGAUCCCUAGCCGCUGGACCACACGGGCCACGCCCCCAGAGGGCUCGGACAGCACCGGCCCCAGCACCCAGGAGCCCGAGGGACCUCCGGACCAAGACCCCGUGGCCAGCACCGUGGCAGACGUGGUGACUACAGUGAUGGGCAGCUCCCAGCCCGUGGUGACCCGGGGCUCCAGUGACAACCUCAUCCCCGUCUACUGCUCCAUCCUGGCCGCCGUGGUCGUGGGCCUCGUGGCCUACAUCGCCUUCAAGAGGUGGAACAGCUGCAAGCAGAACAAGCAAGGAGCCAACAGCCGGCCGGUGAACCAGACGCCCCCGCCCGAGGGAGAGAAACUGCACAGCGACAGCGGCAUCUCCGUGGACAGCCAGAGCCUGCACGACCAGCAGCCCCACACGCAGACGGCCGCGGGCCAGGCCCUCAAGGGGGACGGCAACCUCUACAGCAGCCUGCCCCCCGCCAAGCGGGAGGAGGUGGAGAAGCUGCUCAAUGGCUCUGCGGGGGACACCUGGCGGCACCUGGCGGACGAGCUGGGCUACCAGCCGGAGCACAUAGACUCCUUCACCCACGAGGCCUGCCCCGUCCGCGCCCUGCUCGCCAGCUGGGCCGCCCAGGACAGCGCCACGCUGGACGCCCUCCUGGCCGCCCUGCGCCGCAUCCAGCGAGCCGACAUCGUGGAGAGCCUGUGCAGCGAGUCCACCGCCACGUCCCCCGUGUGA
Pipistrellus nathusii (Nathusius's pipistrelle) is the source of this 1281-nucleotide messenger RNA. NCBI's taxonomy places the organism in Eukaryota, Metazoa, Chordata, Mammalia, Chiroptera, Vespertilionidae. The record is from the annotation of a GenBank genome assembly.